Molecule: messenger RNA, 1360 nt
Organism: Hemiscyllium ocellatum (epaulette shark)
Lineage: Eukaryota; Metazoa; Chordata; Chondrichthyes; Orectolobiformes; Hemiscylliidae
Gene: meox1
Product: mesenchyme homeobox 1
Exons: 4
Coding region: 126-977 (283 amino acids)
Biological process (GO): positive regulation of transcription by RNA polymerase II
Cellular component (GO): nucleus
Molecular function (GO): DNA-binding transcription factor activity, RNA polymerase II-specific; RNA polymerase II cis-regulatory region sequence-specific DNA binding
Source: RefSeq, a predicted model, not a curated record
CAAAGCACUCAGAGGGAGUCAGCCUCAUAGAGUGCAGGCAUGUGAGCAACUUUUCUUUUGGCCCAUAAAAAAAACUGUAGGGUUUAAAGCACUUUCUGGUGCACAGAGCAUCUUCCAGCUUCUACAUGGAUCAGAGCACAGGCAGCUGCAUGCGCAAUUCGCAUUCCGGGGCCGCCGUCUGGGGCUGUAUGAGAAAUCCACAUUCCGGGGCCGGCGUGCCCGGCCUGCACCAUUACCCGUCGCCUUUCUCCUUCUACAAGAAGUCGGACGCCGCCGAUUUCACCGCCUACUCGGAAUUCACGUCGCCGUGCCUGGUGUCGGCGGCGCACGGCUUCCCCGCCGACGACCGGGUUUACGUGGACCACCACCCGCCCCGGUUCCCCCGCUCCGAGUGGCACCUCCCGCCGCCGCCGGCCCCGCCCCCUCCUACCCCGACGGCGGCCAGGGAGAGACAAACCUCCUGCCUGUCCGCCAGCUCCGCCAAUUUCGAAACCGGUGGGGGCUCGCAGGCGGCCGGCUGCCUCAGCGCUGGGGAUUACAGUAGCCCGCGGGGCAUCGCGGCAUCCGACAUCGACAAGAAAAUAACCAAAAGGAAACGCGACGUCUUAGAAACUCAAGAUUCAAAUUACAAGUCAGAGUCUAACAACAAGGCCAGAAAAGAAAGGACAGCCUUCACUAAGGAACAGAUUCGUGAACUAGAGGCCGAAUUUGCCCAUCACAAUUACUUGACCAGACUGAGGCGAUAUGAGAUAGCAGUUAAUCUGGACCUCACAGAAAGACAGGUAAAGGUUUGGUUCCAGAACCGAAGGAUGAAAUGGAAACGUGUGAAAGGUGGACAACCCAUUUCACCACAGAGUCAAGAACCAGAUGAUAUAGAUUGCGUGACCCCUGACUCCGAUAUCAGGAAUGCAGAUGGAAAGAGCCACAUGGUGGGCUUAGUGGACAAUAAAGAAACAAUACAGGACAGUAUCAGAUAAAUCCAUUGGUCAUGCUCAGACUUUAAUGUGCCUUAAGUUGGGGGAACGUCAUGUGUUUAAUGUCAAAUGGCAAUAUUUUCAAUCUUCAAUGAACAUUUGAACAUCACCUUGGACCCAAAGUUUCUAAACCAAAAAUUCAGUGUUUGUUGCCUUGAGUAUUAUACUUUAUUAUAAGAAAGCGGGAUCAGAAUCGGAACUGGAAAUCUGUUGUUGCAAUUCUCAUUUCAACAAAAUGUUGUUUAUUUUUUAUUCUUAAAGAAAAAGUAGCUUGCAGGUUUGUUGUAUAAAUAAUGCGAAAACUUCAAUUCAUACCACAAUAAAUUAAGUAACAGCAUAUAGAUUUAUGAAGAUAAAACAAUGAUUGGAAGUUGACAGAUCCUCUG